AUGGCUCAGGCUCGCCGUUCCAUCUAUCACAACCCCAAUGCAAAGCAGUUCAGGCUUGACCGCGAGGUGGCGGGCGCAGAGAAGCAAUUCCACCAAUCUCUUCCGUCAUACGAACCAAGCCCACUCGUCUCUCUCGACAGGCUUGCAAAGGAGCUCGGAGUGUCCAAGGUCUUCAUCAAGGAUGAGAGCAGCCGUCUAGGUCUCCCAUCGUUCAAAAUCCUGGGUGCUUCAUGGGCCACCUACCAGGCUGUGUCGUCACAUCUAAAGCUGUCCAGCCCCUCUCUAGAUGAGCUCUCCCGCGCCGCCGCCAGUGCUCGUAUCAAACUGCUGGCUGCAACCGAUGGCAACCAUGGACGGGCCGUUAGCCGAAUGGCAAAGAUCCUGGGAAUAUCCUCUGAGAUCUUCGUUGGCAAGAAUCUAGACCAACAUACUCGAGACCUGAUAGCCGGUGAAGGGGCGACGGUCACCGGUGUCGAGGGAGACUAUGACGAUGCGAUCUCUGUUUCUGCGAAAAAGGCAGACGAAUACCCUAAUUUCAUUUUGGUUCAGGAUACUGCUUUUGAGGGCUACGAGAAGAUCCCUGCUUGGAUUGUCGAUGGCUACUCUACGAUGUUGACUGAGAUUGACGACCAACUGCAGGACCAAGGGUUGAAAACUACGGUUAUAGUCUCGCCUGCUGGCGUGGGAUCCCUCUGCCAGGCUGUGGUGUCUCACUGCAAGUCUAAUGGAAAGGAAAUGUCAGUUCUUACUGUCGAGCCGGAUGUUGCUGCUUGUCUGCACAAGAGUUUGAAGGCCGGAAAGAUGACGCAGGUCAAGGUAUCGAAGACGAUAAUGAGCGGAAUGGAAUGCGGAACUGUCUCGUCUAUUGCAUGGCCGAUAUUGCAGUCCGGAGUCGAUGCCAGCGUAACUAUCUCUGACUACGAGGCUCAUCAGGGAGUUCAGUAUCUAAGCUCAAAGGGGGUUAAUGUUGGACCUUGCGGUGCUGCUGGUCUAUCUGGUCUACGACAUGUUGCAAAGACAAACCCAUCCUGUAUCGGUCUGACCUCCGAUUCUGUUGUUGUUAUUCUCGGGACAGAAGGAAGUCGUCCGUAUACUACGCCCAAGGACGUUUCUUCAGAUGAUUGCGUUCAAUUAACCCAGACUUUGACUCAGAUCAACUCGUCUAACCCAUCCGAGACGAACCCCAGUGGUGUUGGAGAAGGUGAGAUAGCGGACUAUAUCACUGCCUGGCUAGAGCAUCGAGAUCUGGAAGCUCAUCGGCUAGAGGGUACUCCUGGCAGGCCCUCGGUGAUAGGUGUCCUUCGAGGCACUGGUGGGGGUAAAUCCUUGAUGAUGAAUGGCCAUAUAGACACAGUUACGCUGGACAGCUACUCAUCUGGGCUUGACCCCCUUUCAGGAGAGCUAGCAGUUUCCUCUGCCGGACGCAAGAGGGUGGUAGGACGUGGAACGCUGGACAUGAAGGCUGGUAUUGCAGCUUCAAUGGCUGCCCUGGCAAUGGCUAAAACAUCUUCCCCUCCACCUCGAGGAGACGUCAUAUUAGCAGCCGUUGCGGACGAAGAGUACUCGUCGAUUGGCACCAAGGAGAUACUUAAAGCAGGCUGGCGCGCCGAUGGAGCUAUCGUGGUCGAACCAACGCUAGAAACGAUCGCCCAUGCACACAAGGGGAUGACGUGGCUGGAAAUAGAGAUAUUGGGCGUUGCUGCCCAUGGAUCCAGGCCUGACGACGGGGUAGAUGCAAUUUUGCUCUCGGGAUACUUCCUGACAGCCCUGAAAGAAUACGAAUCCAGCUUGCCGGAGGAUAGUGAUUUGGGCAGAGCGUCUCUACACGCCAGUUUGAUCAAGGGCGGGAUUGAACCGAACAGUUACCCUGCCUCUUGCAAGUUGACAAUUGAAUUCAGGACGAUCCCUGUUCAAACUAAAGAGGGCAUAUUGGCUGAUGUCAAUGACAUACUGGCGAAAAUCAAGAAGCGAGUCGUUGGGUUCAAGUACCGGCCUCCGCAGGUCGUUGCACACAAGUCUCCAUUUGAGAUUGCGAAGGAUCACCCCUUUACCCGGUGUGUAUAUAAUGCUACUGGCAAGGUAUAUGGAAAUCCCUGUGUGUUCCAGGCCCUGGAUCCCUGGACAGAUGCAGCUCUGCUUCAUGAUGCGGGAAUUCCGUCGAUUGUAUUCGGCCAGUCUGGCGCUGGCUUGCAUUCAGAGUAUGAGUGGGUUGAUGUUGAGAGCAUCCAGAGGACUGAGGGGGUGAUAUCUGCACUUAUCCAGGAUUUCUGCGGUUAA
This is a messenger RNA of Trichophyton rubrum CBS 118892, 2277 nucleotides long. RefSeq lists its product as uncharacterized. The transcript has a single exon. Gene Ontology annotation, molecular function: hydrolase activity. The coding region runs from base 1 to 2277 and encodes 758 amino acids. The record is from RefSeq and is a predicted model, not a curated record. Lineage: Eukaryota; Fungi; Ascomycota; Eurotiomycetes; Onygenales; Arthrodermataceae.